AUGCCACCAAGAGUCUUCCUUAUCACCGGUACCUCCACCGGCUUCGGCCAGGAGCUUGUCAAGGUCGUCCUUCAAAAAGGCGAUCACGUCGUUGCCACAGCUCGGAACAGCUCCAAGUUGUCGUUUCCAGACGCCAACGAUUCGAACAGUCUGCUUGUUGAUCUCGAUGUCACCAAGAAAGAGUCAAUCAACAAAGCGUUCGAAGCAGCCGUGAAGAAAUUCAAGCGCGUUGACGUCGUUGUGAAUAAUGCGGGGUACGGACUUAGCGGACCUUUUGAGACAGUGUCCGAGAAGCAGAUUCGCCAGCAGAUGGAAAUAAACUUCUUUGGUUUGAUGGAUGUGACCAGGAAAGCUAUGGAGACCAUGCGAGAACUCAAGACCGGAGGAGUCAUUCAAAACGUCACAUCUAUUGGCGGUCAGAUCGGCGUACCGACUUUCAGCAUCUACUGCGCGAGUAAGUGGGCCGUCGAGGGCUUUACUGAAACAAUCUCGAAAGAGGUCAAGCCAGAGUGGGGAAUCAAGUUCACCUGCAUUGAACCUGGAGGCUUCCGCACUGACUGGGCUGGACGUUCCAUGGAUUUUGGUGAGAUCGACCAUCCCGCGUACGACCACAUCGACGCCAAGAAAGCCAUGGGAGAGCGCAAUGGCACGCAAGCCGGAGAUCCCGCGAAGGCUGCCAAGGUCUUCUACGAUUUGGCUGUCAUGGACGACCCGCCUAUUCGUUGUAUCGUUGGUACCGAUGCAUACUCUGCUAUUAACAACAAGCUUGAAACCUACAAAGAGAACGUAAAGAAAUUCGAAAAAUGGAGCAACAGUACAGAUGUCGAGGGAUACAAGGCACCCAGCUAG
This is a messenger RNA of Parastagonospora nodorum SN15, 849 nucleotides long. RefSeq lists its product as hypothetical. Gene Ontology annotation, molecular function: oxidoreductase activity. Lineage: Eukaryota; Fungi; Ascomycota; Dothideomycetes; Pleosporales; Phaeosphaeriaceae. The record is from RefSeq and is a predicted model, not a curated record. The transcript is spliced from 3 exons. The coding region runs from base 1 to 849 and encodes 282 amino acids.